Aethina tumida (small hive beetle) is the source of this 589-nucleotide messenger RNA. RefSeq lists its product as uncharacterized. Bases 1 to 549 code for a protein of 182 amino acids. The transcript has 2 exons. NCBI's taxonomy places the organism in Eukaryota, Metazoa, Arthropoda, Insecta, Coleoptera, Nitidulidae. The record is from RefSeq and is a predicted model, not a curated record.
AUGUCACUCGAAAUUUGUCAUGUUAAGUUGUUACCAUUAUUCUUUAUUGUAUUGAAAAUAAUCUUAGUACAAAGCAUACAUAGUGCAGAAUUCAGGGACUCUGCUGAGUCAAAUAGAAGGAUUCCAUAUGAAAAUGCCUUGGGUGAAUCAAAAAAACCUAGUGUAAAGAACUUUGUAAGCAAUAAAGAUGAUGUUUAUAACACCGCAUUAUUUAUCGAACGUCUUUACAAGGAUUCUCGUGCUAGGAACGAAUUAGUUCGAGAUCCUAACUUGGUACGAGUUCAAGAAGUGUUGAAUCAGUUUUUCUUUUCUCAAGACCUAGGCAGAGGUAAACGAGAUAACAAAGGUAAGAAACGCGUAAAGCUUAGCCAUGACGCUGAUGAAUGGGAAAACUGGAACGAAUGGACUCCGUGCAGUGUAACGUGCGGAAGGGGAAGGAAAAUUCGAUGGCGUCACUGUUUGCAAGGUUGUGACGGUGUCGAGACCGAAAUGCAGGAGAAAACUUGUCAGCUUCCCGAUUGUGUUCGAGGAAUUUUCUCCGUUUUGUAAUCCAUGUCUAGUUUUAGAAAUAAAUUUUAUAUUUGAUUUA